AUGCCGGGCCACGGGGAAGCACCAGUGUUAGGAGGCAGAAGGGAGCCAGGGGAAGGCAUGGGCCACAGCCUUUCUUGGGGUUUCCACAGGAAAGAAAAAGGGAAAAGAUAUACAAAUCAGACAGAAAGAUCAGAGCUUCAUCUCAAAAAGCACCCAGCCCAGCAUACGUCGUCCCCAGUCCCCUCCCCAAAUAACCACUUGAGAUGGAGACAGAGACAAGAAACGAAGCCUGAGCCCCUCCAGUGCAACUCUGUUCCCCGCUCCGACCCUGAAUUCAGCUCCCCCGCCUCCAACCUGAGCGUGGGCAACCUCAGCAACCGAGUCGCACUGGGUGCUGAGCUAGCGUUUGGUUUCCUGCAGGCCGCCGAGGUGGCGGCCCAAGGGGAAUCGCAGAGUCAAGAAAAUCUUUCCAACACGUCUAUGUCAACUACAGAAGUGUAUAAGAUAAACUUUAUAUUUCCAAAUGGAGACAAAUAUGAUGGUGACUGUACAAGAACAUCUUCUGGAAUCUUUGAGAGAAAUGGAAUAGGUAUUCAUACCACUCCUAAUGGGAUUGUCUACACAGGAAGCUGGAAAGAUGACAAGAUGAACGGUUUUGGAAGACUUGAGCAUUUUUCAGGAGCAGUAUAUGAAGGACACUUUAAGGACAAUAUGUUUCAUGGAUUGGGGACUUAUACAUUCCCAACUGGAGCAAAGUACACUGGAAAUUUCAAUGAAAAUAGGGUGGAAGGUGAAGGACAGUAUACUGACAUCCAAGGACUGCAAUGGUGUGGUAACUUUCAUUUCACAGCUGCUCCGGGCCUGAGACUAAAGCUCCAUAUGUAGAUAUUCUGCAUUCAAGUUUUAAUGUGGUAAUUGAAGCUUUCGGUUGUAAGGAAAACAAUUAAAUCUGUCAUCUGAAAUAACUUCAUACACUACUUCUAUAUUAUAAUUUUGGCAAUAAAACCAUCACUCAUG
Molecule: messenger RNA, 957 nt
Organism: Diceros bicornis minor
Lineage: Eukaryota; Metazoa; Chordata; Mammalia; Perissodactyla; Rhinocerotidae
Gene: MORN2
Product: MORN repeat containing 2
Exons: 8
Coding region: 1-825 (274 amino acids)
Source: RefSeq, a predicted model, not a curated record